GUCGCAGCUUAAUGACGCACUAAGGCGCUAUUGUGGCGCACAGUCUAUUGGAGCAUGUAGUGGUGGCUAACACAAUCAAAAAGGCAGCCUGUUACAUGAAUAUCGUCGAUUUUAUUACACUGUUGAUGGUGGGAAUACCAGCACUAAAAACGGAUUCAAUUUUGUGGAGAUUGUCUGAAGUUUCAGCGCUCAGAUGGAAGCUUAUAGAUAAUAAAGCUCCAGGAUUCACUUUUGGCUAUCCUGAGUUUCAGACUAAUUUCUCUCCGUGAUGGCAUCAGAGGAUGAAACCAAUCUGCUGGUCAUCGUCGUGGAUGUAAACCCGAUAUGGUGGGGGCAGCAAGCUCAGCGUGAACCAGAGUUCACCCUGUCCAAGUGUGUGGAUGCAGUCAUGGUGAUGGGAAACUCCCACAUGGCCAUGGCAAGGACAAACAAGCUGGCUGUCAUUGCAAGCCACUGUCAAGACAGUCACUUCGUGUUUCCCACUAAGAGCUGGAAUUGCGGGGACGGCAGUGGAGAGGAUGCAUCCUCCAGUGGGGAUGGGAAGUAUGAGCUCCUUUCAGUCGCCAAUAACCUUAUUGCUGACGAGAUUAGGAGUGUUAUGUCAAAAACUGAAGUGAGGGGGAAUUCAACUGAUACUCUGCUGGCUGGAUCUCUCGCCAAAGCUCUAUGCUAUAUUCACAGGGUGUCAAAAGAACAGGAGGUUGGACAGGAGAUAAAGUCAAGGAUAUUGGUGAUAAAAGCAGCAGAGGACUGUGCCCGCCAGUACAUGAACUUCAUGAAUGUCAUUUUUGCUGCCCAGAAGCAGAACAUCCUGAUAGAUGCCUGUGUGUUGGACUCAGACUCAGGUCUCCUUCAACAGGCUUGUGACAUAACUGGAGGAUUAUAUCUCAAGAUACCACAAAAGCUUGCAUUGGCACAGUACCUUUUGUGGGUGUUCCUGCCUGACUCGGAGCAGCGCUCACAGCUAAUGUUGCCGCCCCCUGCGCAUGUGGACUACAGAGCGGCAUGCUUCUGCCAUCGUAACCUUAUAGAGAUUGGUUAUGUGUGCUCAGUUUGUCUGUCAAUAUUCUGCAACUUCAGCCCAAUCUGCACAACCUGCGAGACUGCCUUCAAAAUUCAACUUCCACAGAUGGUCAAGCCCAAAAAGAAGAAACUUAAGCAGGCCACAUGAUGGCUGCAGGAAUCACACUGUCAUGUGGAUAUAGUUAGUUUCCUUUUGGAUACUUUUGUAUGGUUUGAAACUAGACUAAGGACAACCUAGAAAUGCCCUUGGGCAUAUGAUCAUGUUGACCAGACCAAAAAUGACUAUAUAUGUAAUCAUAGAUGUUGAGACUGUACUAAGAACUGCUUUCAGUAUAGUACUUAAUGCCAGUCUCCGUUCAAGAGCUUCAAAGUUCACCCAAAAUACCCUAGUACAAACCUUCAGUAUAUUUGUGAUUUUCAUUUUUAUGAAAUAAAAAAAACAACACGUUCUUUUCUCAGGAA
Notolabrus celidotus (New Zealand spotty) is the source of this 1485-nucleotide messenger RNA. It is a transcript of the gene gtf2h3, whose product is annotated as general transcription factor IIH, polypeptide 3. Lineage: Eukaryota; Metazoa; Chordata; Actinopteri; Labriformes; Labridae. The record is from RefSeq and is a predicted model, not a curated record. The coding region runs from base 269 to 1171 and encodes 300 amino acids. The transcript has 13 exons. Gene Ontology annotation, cellular component: transcription factor TFIIH core complex; transcription factor TFIIH holo complex. Gene Ontology annotation, biological process: nucleotide-excision repair; regulation of DNA-templated transcription.